Gadus macrocephalus (Pacific cod) is the source of this 3268-nucleotide messenger RNA. It is a transcript of the gene dusp2, whose product is annotated as dual specificity phosphatase 2. Gene Ontology annotation, molecular function: protein tyrosine/threonine phosphatase activity; MAP kinase tyrosine/serine/threonine phosphatase activity. NCBI's taxonomy places the organism in Eukaryota, Metazoa, Chordata, Actinopteri, Gadiformes, Gadidae. Bases 1707 to 2660 code for a protein of 317 amino acids. Gene Ontology annotation, cellular component: cytoplasm; nucleus. Gene Ontology annotation, biological process: endoderm formation; negative regulation of MAPK cascade; protein dephosphorylation. The transcript is spliced from 4 exons. The record is from RefSeq and is a predicted model, not a curated record.
GGAGGCAGGAGGACCAGGGCCACGUGGGCCUGGAUAAGAAGAUCUGGAUGGAUAAAUCUCCAGGUUUAAUGUUUUUUUUCUAGGAUUAAUAGCCCCAGCAGCCCGCUUAAUCCCAAAUAAUCCCUGUGAGAGCAGAGCCGGUGAGUAUGAAUCCAUCCCUGUUGGUUUGUUGCCAUUGUUGUUUAGUCUGGAUAUUUGUUUCUGAGGAUGAAUUCAUGUUUUUUGACAUGAACACUACCACAUUUAAUUUAUAUAUCUUUCACAUUCAUUCUCUCUAGAUUGAAUGUUCUGGAUGAAUAUCUUCGUCCUCGUUUCAUAGCUGGUUAAGUGCAACCUUCUCACCUCAAGUCAAGUCAUAUUUUGCUCAUUACUUCCAAAGGAAUUUACUUCUGGGUUCCUUUGUUUUGUUGUGUUGUUUUGGAAUAGUUGUAGAUAAGCAGUGCAAAUUCAGAUCCAAAAUAGCGUUUUUUUUGUAAUAGGUGAAGCAUUUCUGUCACGUGGUCCAAUUUUGAUAAUGAAGACAAUCACUUUUUAACGCAAAAAACUCAAAAUGAUACAUGUGUUUGAAUAUAGUUUUCCAAAAAUUUAAACAUUUCGUUUUUUGAGGCUAGCGGGCUGAACGUAGGCAAUGUGCCAGGGUGAAAGGGACAUGAUUCAUUGAAGGGAUGAAGAACAGGGGAGUGGUUGUGUAAGGGUUGUUGUGGUGAUAGCAGGGUGUAACGCUUCCAUUUCCUUUUCGGUAAACAGAAGAAAAAACACCUGCUUGUUAUACAUCACUUGUCAUAGCAAUAUGCAAACAAGAGUCCUGGCAAGGAAACGUCACCAACAAGUUAACUAUCAUUAUGUUAAAUGUGUGUCUGCAAAGUUGUAGGUCAAUAGAGAAAAACAAAGAGAUGAAUACCUCUUUCACUCGAUAAGAUAGUCAACACACACGCACACACACGCACACACACGCAAGCACGUAUACACACACACAAACACACAUACAAACACACAAACACACAUUUCCUGUGACGUUUCUAUGUGCUGAAACUGAAAACUAACAGAAGAAUAAUUGUUCCUUUUAACAGUUGGAUAUUUGAUACAUGUUGCACAAUUAGCAAAAGUAGGCCUUCUAAGUGUUAAGUCACAUUGUUCCAAGAAGUUGUUACUCUUAUGUAAUAGGAUGGUGUUUUACUUACAACUUAGACUUUACCUUUACCAAUCACGUCCCCAGAUAUACAAACAAAGGGUGUUCAAUCAUAGUGAAAGAAAGUAAUUAAAUACAGAACACAGUUACAGGAUAAUCCAAGAGAACCACAAGGGCCUAGGGAAAAUGUGAUUUAUGUCAAUGCCCUUAAUAGGUGUACCGAGCUGCCCAAAUAUGGUGUUUCCGCUUGUGACGUUUGCGUCAGUGGAAAAAGUGGGUGUCUCCGCGGUUUUCCAGUCGUUGAAUACCCGCCCAUUACCCAGCUGUUAUCAAUGAAAGAAGUGAAACGCUCAUUUUAGGCUAGGUUUAUUCAAGCUGACAAGAAACUCAAACAAAUAAAGAAAAGUACACUUUAGGUUAGAGUGGGCCUUAUUUUCUUUGAUCAGUGUUUGAAAGAGUCAAUCAAACAGUUGACUGACUUUUAAGGACCGUUUUAUUUUGGUUUAUUUUCCAAUUUUCUCAAAAUAGGCCAAUAUAGCUUGCUUUAUAUUUUGCAGGUUUAUUCUAUAUUUCCGUCAUGAUUUCAAACAAUGAGCCGUGGGAAAUAACAGGCAACGAACUGCUUCCAAUUCUCAGAAGUUCGGAGCAGUUUUCUUCUGAGGGCUGCAUGGUGCUUGACUGCAGACCGUUCCUUGCCUUCUCCAAAGCGCACAUACGACAGUCCAGUAAUGUCCACUGGAACUCGCUGCUGCGCCGGCGGUCCAAGAGCUCCGUUGUCUGCCUGGAGUGGUUGAUAGCGGACAAGACGCUUGUCGGAAAGUUACGCCGCGGGGAAUUCUCGCCGGUAGUGGUGGUAGAUGACAACAGCCACCUCAUGGCACAACUGAAGCACGAAAGCCUAGCCAACAUGUUGCUGAGUGCACUAAGAGCAGAGGUCCCUAGAAGCUCUGUGCAGAUAUGUUUCCUAAAAGGUGGAUUUGCGACUUUCGCUGAGGCUUAUCCCGAGCUGUGUUCCACCUCCCCUGGAAGCGGGCCCCCCGCAGCGGAUUCAGAACCCACGGCGCCAGAGCGGAAGACUCCCUCGUAUGAUCAGGAGGGUCCGGUGGAGCUGCUGCCCUUCCUGUUCUUGGGCAGCGCCCUGCACUCGUCUCGCAGGGAGGCGCUGGCGGCGGCGGGCAUCACGGCCGUGCUGAACGUGUCGUCCACCUGCCCCAGCCUGUACGAGGGGGAGCUGCAGUACCUGCGGCUCAACGUGGAGGACAGCCUGCACACAGACAUCCGGGCCUGCUUCUCACAGGCCAUCGCCUUCAUAGACUCUGUGAAGGAGCAGGGAGGCCGUGUGCUGGUGCAUUGCCAGGCGGGAAUCUCCCGCUCCGCCACCAUCUGUCUGGCCUACCUCAUGCACGCCCGCCAAGUGCGCCUGCAGGAGGCCUACGACUUUGUGCAGCAGCGGCGGCGCGUCAUCUCUCCAAACCUGGCCUUCAUGGGCCAGCUGCUGCAGUUUGAGACCGACGUCCUCUGUCGUGGCUGAGACGAUGGGUGGGGGGGGGGGCGUGGUGUGUGUGUGUCCUGUUGGGUUGUACAGAAAUGGUUGAUUUCCAUGCCUGCUUUGUUUUCCCUAAGGGGCUCACGCAGUUGGAAAAGCUGCUUAUGUGGAUGUUGCCACAUAGUAGGUGGACGUGGGGGCCUACUUUUCUCAAGGCCUGUAGCAACCGUUGGAUGACGGGAGAACUGCUGAUGAUGUUGGCCUAUUGCCGUGUGAACCGCAUUGAAGUCAUGGGACUCUGAGCCAGAGGGGAAAUUAUGUUAUUUCUAUAGAAAUUGAGUUCUCUCUUUCGCUCUCGCUCGCUCUCACUCAGAAAAGUUUGUUUGUGUAUGAGUCAUUUUGUUUGGCUUAUGUACCUUACCAAGGGCUGUCUUUGUUUAAUGAUGGACACCUGAAGAUGGUUUGAGUUUCUGGGCAAAUGUACGAUUAAACAACUCCACGCACAAUUGCAUGUUUUUAACUGGGAUUAUAUUUAUUGUUUUAAUUUAUUUCAAAUCCAAGUGACUAUUUGUGACUGCACUUUAUUCGUCAGAAAUUUGUGCUGUAUAGCCGCCAAGUCCCGACAUAUUAAAACAUGCUGUGGGGAAAAGAAA